Molecule: messenger RNA, 888 nt
Organism: Fusarium proliferatum ET1
Lineage: Eukaryota; Fungi; Ascomycota; Sordariomycetes; Hypocreales; Nectriaceae
Exons: 1
Coding region: 1-888 (295 amino acids)
Molecular function (GO): hydrolase activity
Source: RefSeq, a predicted model, not a curated record
AUGCCAGCCCCCGUUUUACCGCCUGAUGCAUGGAAUUCCCAUAUGCACUGCUUCGACCCGGAACGUUUCCCUUUCAAAACAACGCGCGCUUAUACCCCGCAGCCAGCAGUACUGAAGGACCUCAUUGAGAACUCAAAAGCGGACAAUGUGAUGCUUGUGCAAGCAACCAUUGAAGAUGGAUAUACAGGCUUGUUGGGGCACUUGCAGCAAUGUCGAGAGCAGUAUCCCGAUAAGCGUGUACUUGGGACUAUCUUUUGGGAUCCUGGAGAUGCAGGUCUGAAGAGCCUCACGAAAUUUGAGUUUGAGAAGCUACAUAACGCAGGGAUUCGAUCUGUAAGAAUUCACGGCUCAUAUGGUGGUUCGGGAGAUGAUGUAUCUUGGGUGGUUCAGCAAUUUCUGGACGUCGCUUCUCAUUGCCCUCUGCGUAGAUGCAACUGGAGUAUCUCAGCUCAACUACCCCUCGCGACGUGGUCUUCAAUUGCAGAAACCCUCUCUUCCCAUCUAGACCUCAAAGACAUCCCUAUCAUCAUCGAUCAUAACGCUUCCGUAACACCACCCGGCAUCAACACCCCCGAAUUCACCUCCCUUCUUAACCUCCUCUCCUCCCCGAACAUGUACAUCAAACUCGGCGCCCUCCACCGACGAAGCACCCCAAUCUCCCAAAUGGAGCACAUAAUAAAAACCAUCGCAAACACCGCGCCUCACUCAAUCCUCUGGGGAAGCGACUGGCCGCACUGCAACGCUGCGAUCCGAGGACUUACCCCGACGCCUCCGCUUGAGGUAGACACAGACCAGGAGCUUGAGCUUUUGAGAGAUUGGCUUACGGAGGAGAAGUGGGAGCGUAUGCUUGUAUCGAACCCCGAACGGAUACUCGGCACGCGGGAGUAG